AUGGCCGACUACUGGGUCUCGCGGGACAAGUACUUUUGCAAAUACUGCAAGAUCUACAUUGCCGACGACAAGCCCUCCCGCAUUCACCACGAGACCGGUCUGCGGCACAAAGGGAACUAUGAGCGCUAUAUCCGGGAUAUCUACAAGAAGGGGAUGCAGGAGAAGAAGGAUCGGAGGGAGGAGGCGGAGGAGGUUGCGAGGGUUGAGGCGGCCGCGGCAGCAGCCAUGGGUCUCCCUCCCCCCGCUCCCGCUCCUACCGCCUCCUCCUCGAAACCCAAACCCGCCGCUUCAGGCCCCCCAGACCCCUACACAAACUACACCACUGCCUCCUCACUCGGCAUCAAAGACGAGGAAGCCGAGAGGGAGGCGGAGAUGCGCGCUUUGAGGCAGAAGGAGGGGAGGAUUGGGGAGUGGGAGAGGGUGGUUAAGCCGAGUUCGACGUAUGUGGAGCAGGGGAAGGGGAAGGCGAGGGAGAGGGAGGAGGGGCUGGUCGGACGGCCGGUGUUGGGAGGACAGGCUGGAGGAUCGGUCAAGCGUGAGGACGGAGAGGACGUCAAGCCUGAUCCCACUGCUGCAAACGGCGUGGCGGGCUCGUCGACCACCUCCGCACGAAAUGGAGACGACGAGGAGGAAGACGAGGCGUCGAAUCCGAUCGGAGCAGCGAAGAAGCGCGGCUUCCUGACCGAAAAGACGCUCGCGGACGACGACGACGACCCGCUCGCCUCGCUCGCGCCAAUCAAGCUCAAGAAGCGGCGGUUGACGGUCAAGGAGCAGCAGGCGGAGGAAGAGGCGCGAUUGGAGAAGGAGCGGGAGAAGGAGGAGGCGCGGAAGCUGGCGAGAGAAAGUGGGGCGAAGGGCGGGUGGCAGCAGGUUGAUCUUGCGCAAGAGGGCGACGAGGAGUUCGACCCGCUCGCGGACAUCGUGGCGCAGAAGGAGGAGGAGGAGCGGAGGAAGCGGGAGGAGGAAGAGGCGGAGGAGCGGCGGCGCAAGGAGGAGCUGGAGGAGGACAAGCCCAAGGUGUCGACUUCCGGGUUCAAGAAGCGCAAGAUGGCGGGCGCGGCGGCGGCUAGGAAGAGGUAG
Rhodotorula toruloides NP11 is the source of this 1080-nucleotide messenger RNA. Its product is annotated as WW domain-binding protein 4. NCBI's taxonomy places the organism in Eukaryota, Fungi, Basidiomycota, Microbotryomycetes, Sporidiobolales, Sporidiobolaceae. Gene Ontology annotation, molecular function: RNA binding; zinc ion binding. The transcript is spliced from 3 exons. Bases 1 to 1080 code for a protein of 359 amino acids. Gene Ontology annotation, cellular component: precatalytic spliceosome; nucleus. The record is from RefSeq and is a predicted model, not a curated record. Gene Ontology annotation, biological process: mRNA splicing, via spliceosome.